Monomorium pharaonis (pharaoh ant) is the source of this 5860-nucleotide messenger RNA. It is a transcript of the gene cdi, whose product is annotated as probable serine/threonine-protein kinase mkcC. Gene Ontology annotation, molecular function: protein serine/threonine kinase activity; ATP binding. The transcript is spliced from 5 exons. Gene Ontology annotation, biological process: protein phosphorylation; actin cytoskeleton organization. The record is from RefSeq and is a predicted model, not a curated record. The coding region runs from base 35 to 3055 and encodes 1006 amino acids. NCBI's taxonomy places the organism in Eukaryota, Metazoa, Arthropoda, Insecta, Hymenoptera, Formicidae. Gene Ontology annotation, cellular component: cytoplasm; nucleus.
CUUGCGCGACUGCCCCGUCGCAAUAACGGCGAAGAUGUUCGGGAAAGUGCCGAAUACGCCGGGUCCGCCUAAUAAUAACGACCAAGCGUUGUCAGCCAAGUCGUGCACCAGACCGGCGACGACGGGCACGUCGACGUCGUGCUUGCCGUGCUUCACGAUGGAGGAGACGCCGUCAGUGAGCGCCGACGACAAGGUGAGACCUUGGCGACCGACGACGAAGGAUAACGUUGACUCCGAUUUGCCCGCCAUGAUCUUCGAGGCACCUGGCAACUCUUUGCAAUCGCCCGCCAGUUUCAUGGACGUCACGCCCGUCGCGGUGGAGGUCUCGAGGCCCUGCAGGACCGACGAACUCACUACGAUGGCUUGCGCGUCCCCUUGUUCCAAGAGUUCGGCCAAAGAAGGAUCGUCCCAGAUCGGUAGGAGUCACAACGUAGCGCAGAAGUGUUCCUCCGGCCAAAACUCCUCGAAUCCUGUGAAUUACUCGAAGUCUGUCGGCGUCUGCAGAUCGCGACGACCGCAAUCCGCAUCGACCGCGAGAAAUCUCAACGUCGAGUCGUGCACGAGGGACUAUGCGAAAACUGUAAAAAGGAUCAUUGCUAUUAAUCGAGAGCCUGCGAGCGGCAAGGAGCAUCAGACAACGUGUAACGAACAGCAGUCCAAGUGCUUACAGGGAUACGCUCCCUCGAGUACGAUUGCUGCCAAAUUAUCUUCCGCGAGAUCUUCCGAAGUGAUCAACUACCCCCCGUCCCUACCGGACGGAAACAAGUCCAGCAACGAGGACUUCUUGACGGACACGAAUUAUUUCGCGACGUCGAAUGGCGCGUCUAAUGUGCCGGUUGUGGCCGAGCAGUUGCACGCGCACCAGAAGAAGACAAUCGAUACCAAAGACGGCGCCGGUGAUUCCGCGAGCACCACCACCACCGCGUCCACCUGCGAGGACGACGACACCUGCGACAGUGACUUUACCACUUCGACGCCGUCGAAGGACUGGACGAUGAGGCGGGUCAACAACGACGCGUUGCCGCAGAGUUACGUAUCCUGCCUGCAGCAGGACCUGCCCGCGGAGCUGCAAUCGUCCACCUCGCCGAGGAGCUACAAGGACCUCAGGGAGAAGUGUAGCCGUGAGUCCCCUUGGCGGCCCACGGAGAUGACGGAGAGUGGUGCGGUGCACGGAUUGACGAUGUGCUCGGGCGAGACGUUUCAGGACUCGGGUUCGAAGAGGCGCACCGGGGCGUCAUGUCAAGCGCUCAGGCACGCUGUCGCCUCAUUGAACCGUCUGGACGACUUUUACAUGGAGAAAAUCGGCGCGGGCUUCUUCUCGGAGGUUUACAAGGUUACUCACAAAGUGACGAGUCAGGUGAUGGUGCUCAAGAUGAAUCAGCUAGCGGCGAACAGGCCGAAUAUGCUCAAGGAAGUUCAGCUCAUGAACAAGCUCAGCCAUCCGAACAUACUCAGGUUCAUGGGGGUAUGCGUGCACGAGGGUCAGCUGCAUGCGUUAACGGAGUAUAUUAACGGCGGCAGCCUGGAACAGCUGAUUAUGUCGCGGCACACGCCUUUACCGCAUCUCGUCCGAAUGAAUCUAGCGAAGGACGUGGCACGCGGUAUGGCCUAUCUACACAGUCGCGGCCUCUUCCACCGGGAUCUUACAUCGAAGAACGUCCUGAUCAAGAAAGACGAGUGCAGCAACGAGAUGAUCGCCGUGGUGGGCGAUUUCGGAUUGGCCGCGAAGAUACCCGAUCCCAGCACAAGCUACCGUCUCAGUACCGUCGGCAGCCCUUACUGGAUGUCGCCCGAGUGCCUUAAGGGCCAAUGGUACGACCACAGGUCCGACGUAUUCUCCUUCGGCAUCGUCGUGUGCGAGCUGAUCGGCCGGGUGCCUGCAGAUCCGGACGUUCUGCCACGCUCAGAUAACUUUGGCCUCGAUUACCUGGCCGUGGCGGAGAUCUGCGCGGCCGCCGAUCCGCCGCCCGCUUUCCUCCAGCUCGCCUUCAAUUGCUGCACGUACGAACCUAAAUCCAGGCCAACUUUUCCGGAAAUCAUGGCUAGCCUAGAGACUAUGAUAGCGACCUACGAGGAGGAACUAAAGAAUAACAUCGGUAAACGACAGUCGACCGUUGAUCCAACAUUGAUGUCCAGCAUGGAUGAAAUUGCACGGGAAGGACGUACGACGAAGCGGCGUACCGCUAAGCUCAGAAGUCAAUCAGCCGACGCGAGAGGUUGCGAUAACGCGACGCCGUCGGAUAAAGCGAGAUGCCAUUCCGCUAGGCGAGUAGCUGAGUUGGCCAGUCGCCGCGAUCCGCAUUAUCGGCCAAUGACGGCGAAUCCAUUUCAUGCAUUGGGUGGUGUCAAGAAAAUCCUCGGUGACUUAUUUUCCAGCUGCUUAGAACUACCCUCGUUGGAGGACGUACGACCAAGCGUCACCGACAGCGCAUGCGGUAAAUUUAAACCGGCGCAAAACGAUAGUAUUGCCAAGAUCUUGGACAGGAAGAAACCGAAUUCCGAACCAAGCAGUCCUACUGCCAGAAAGAAGUGGGAGAGAAAAGUCGCUACCAAGGUGGGUGCCGCAAGUCUCUUUGCUCAUCCGCUCUUUCGAGACGGCUGGGAGCCGCGGAGACGUGGCAGUUGCGAAUCAGGAUUCUGGAGCUGCGUCGGCGAAGACCUAAGUCCAGAGCCGCCAAACCGACGGCAUACAUCGACUCUUAGCAGCUCGGCGGCAAGCAGUCUAUUCCUGUUGGAUGACCAUCGAACCAGUUCGAUCUAUACGGACUCUUCCGAGGACAUUGCCAGCUUAGGCGGUGGCGAUUCCUGCUGGGAAGAACGACUGAAUGGCAUCGGCUCAUCAAGCAAGACCAUCUCGAAGAUCGUUGAGUACUUUGAGAGAAAACAAUCGGGUAGACUCGGCGAUCACGGUGACUUAGCUGGUCCUAGCCGUCUAACACUGUUACGAGCCAGUUUAGAAGGGCCCGUACCUAUUAGCAGCAUCUCGGCCGCGCAACGGCUAGUCGUGUGCGAAGGUGCCGUGCGUAGUAAACUUGCAUUAUUCGACAAAAAGUGAUAUUACGCAUGAGGCUCUUGGCAAUUUCUUAUUGUUUUCCUUCGACAUUCAAGCAGCACCGACAUAAAAAAAAAAUCCUGUAUAAUGAAAUGCGAUACAGGUCUCGAGAAAGGAUUUGACAAAGAGUCGUCAUUAUACGCUAUGACGACAAAAAUUUUGGUAUGUUACAUGAAAUUUAGCGUUUUUUAUGUGUAGUUGAGAAUGAAAAACAGACGAUAAUGUCACGUUAAAGAUCGGUUACGAUAAAGAGUCGAUCUUAUUGCGCAUAAAAGAUUAGAAUGGGUGGUAAGGGUGAUUAUAGUACCAACGCGUCAUUCGUGACUUAUAGACAAGAUAAUUGAUCGAACACGCAUGCGGCGUGCUUACAGACAUUUCUCUAAAAACCUAGUAACCUGACUGUGAUGUUUUUUGAUAAUCUACAUACAUACAUUAUUGAGCUGUACGACUGAAAUUUGGCGAAGCCAUCAACACAGGAUCUUUUAUACGCAACACGAAUCGCGUUUCACGCAAUUUGGUUACAACAAUGCAUUGUUUGAAAAAGAUGGUAAAAGAGAGAGAGAGAGAGAGAGAGAGAGAGAGAGAGAGAGAGAGGAAGGGAUGAAAGAACGAAGCAAUAGCGAAUUUAACAAACUGCGUUCGUGAUUAGUGCAAAAUUUAGCGCUAAUCAAUUGCUCGCGAUUGACAUACAUUUUGCAGUGCCUCGCAGUUCCUAGUAGCCAUCUCCGUCCUUAUGCAACGCGAACCGUGGGUAUUAUUGAUCACCGCAAAGAUAGAUAUACAAAUCGACGAUGAAUAAGGGCGAAUGACUUCUUUUAUUUAAAUCGAAUAGGCGGAUCGCCAGGCCAAAGGUUCUUAUCUCAUUCUUAAUUUUUUGAUUGAUACGGUUAACUUUGUCGGAUUGUUUCGCGUUUUUUUUCCUUUCUUUGUAACAUAUUAACAAUUCUAUCAAUUUUUAAUUUUUAUUUUUGAUAUUUAAGGGCCCGCUGACCUGUUACUACAGUCAUAAAUUUAUUUUUGUUGCAUAUAUAAAAAUAAAUUGACUUUUAUUUAAUACAAUCAUUUAUAUUUACAGAUUUAAAAUUUUUAAUUGAUAAAUAAUAAAUAUAAAUCUUCUGUCAUAAAAUCUACAAAUACAGAUCAUGUAUAAAUAGAAGUAUGUAUAUUUAUUUAUUUGACAAAAAACAUAUUUUUACUUUAUUAAAGUCUAUUAUGUUGAGACUGAUGCGGAGUGAUCUUGUAACGGUAAUGGAGAAAUUCAUUCGAAAUAUGAUUUAAGAGCGUUAAUAAAAUUUUCCUUGUCGUUAUCUAACAUGCUGCAGUAAGAGGUCAGAUAAGGCCCUUUAGUUCCACACCCAUAGAGGCCUACGUCGCGUUCGGGAGAUUCUUAUUUUGUUUUUGAUGUACUGACAUUGACGCAGCACGGGGUUUAUCGACGCUGCUACACGUUUUCUCAACGAUUCGCAGUUUCGCGUGCGCGUUAAUAACUUGAAAUGCGCGAUACAAGUGCCGGAGACAUAUAACAAUAAAUGCAUAUAUACAUAUAUUUUUUUGUUGGCAAAGGUACACUGUGUCCUGGAUAUUCUUGUUGACGUGUUGCGCGUAACUGAGAGUUUGUCCACUUUGAAAAAAAGAGAAUAUAUGAAACUGAUCUAGUCAGUGUAUUAAUGUGGCGGCCUUAUCUUUUGUAUGUUGUAGCGCUAACUUGUAGUGUUUAAGGUUGAACUGGCGAACGUGAAAUGAGCGCGAUAUGAAACUGAGCGUCCUGGUUACACGCGGUAUUCUUCUUCCCCCAUUUUUUUGAAUGUUGGUAUAUUUAUACAAUGAAGAAGUGAAAGUGAGAGCGAGUGUGCGAGACAGGGUAUAUAAAUGAGAGAAGGUACACCGCACCGGGGUGCGUGCGUGUGCGUACACUGAAAAAAAAUGCAAUAUAUCCAAUAAGAUUUUAUUGCGGGCUGCCAACCACAGAUAUACACAAUACAAUAAUAUAUGUUACUGCAGUAUCAACAUUGUACUUGCAUUAACAGUAAAUAUUAUUGUAUUGAGUAUUUUAUGUAGUGGCAGCCCGCAUUUUAUGUUAUUGGCUAUAUUUUUUUUCUGUGUAUGUGUAUGUAUGCGUUACCAGAAAGAUAAUGUACACGUCCAAAAACGAUAUCUAUGUAGGUAACUACAACUUUUGCAUAUAAAAUGUGAAUCGUUUUGUCGCUCAGAUGAAAGCGAGUCGAACCAAAUCUACGAUCGUAGAGUGAUAGACUAAUGUGACGAUACCUUUUUACUUGUCGAAGUUCGCUCACGGGUUUACUCUAUAAGACUGUGCGUUUGUUAUGUAAUAGGUCGUAUGUAAAUAGAGAAGCUCGCGUCAACGAUAUUCGCAGUCUCUUCUUCCUCGUGUAUAAUAGGAUACGUGUACUUUGCGUUUCUUUCUUCUUUUUUAUUUUUAUUCGUGUCGAAUCGGGGUCUUCUUUUUCUCCUCGAUGCGUCAAUCGGUACCUGAACAAUCGAAGUGAAGGAAGGACUGCGAACGAGUUAGUUAUUAAGCAUACGGACAUAUCAGGAAUACGGGCAUAUCCUGAAAUUCAACCUGAUCGAUAAAGGGCAAUAAUAUAGUUUGCAGGAGUGAUGGAGUUAUGGAAUAUACGUUGCGUACGCAAGAUCGCAUGAGGAAGAGGAAAAGUAAGAGAAAGAGAGAGAGAAAAAAUAUGAAGCGGAGUUAGUGGCCGCAUUACCGAAAGGCGCAUUUUUAUAAAAAAGAAAGAUAUGGGUUAUUUAUUUUAAGUAAAAACAAUUAUAUUAAAGAUUAUAUAUCUA